UUGUAUUUCACAAACGCAGAAAAGAUAUUCGUUUAGGUGCAUAAAUGGUUUGACCUUUUUUCAAAACUGCCAUAUGCAUGAUAUGAUGAUUUUAAGAGUGUUGCUUCAUUGUUGUGCAUACGUAUGCAUUCAAGCCCAACGACUAGGAACUUACUCAUUAACUGGUGAGAAUCAUACCGCCCUACAAGGACGAGUAGAAAUAAGACUAAAUGGAACCAGUGGAACUGUAUGUGAUGACAAAUUUGAUAACAGCGCAGCCACAGUAGUUUGCAGAGUUUUGGGACAUACUAACGGAGGUAUAGCAGUGCUUGAUCACAGAUUUGGUCCAGGGACUGGACCUAUAUGGUAUGACGAUCUGGUAUGUCGAGGGGAUGAACAAAACCUAGAUCAAUGCAUGGCAAAACCACUAAAUAAUUCUAACUGUAAUCACAAGGAAGACGUUGGUGUGAUCUGCAACAUCCAAUCACGUGCCAUGCAGAUUUCGAAUUCGUCAAUAACUUAUCAAAUAAUAGAGCAACCAUCAAAUUGCGCAAAUUUUAGAACUAACCUUGAUGUACGCCUUAUUGGGCCCUUGAAUCUUAUUGGAAUAGGCUAUGUAGAGAUUAAACACAAUGGUGUAUGGGGAUCCAUUUGUGACGACCUAUGGAGCCUGAAUGAUGCAAAAGUGAUAUGCCGAAUGCUCUGUUUUGAUUUGUACUGUGUCCAAGCUGGUGGACCUGACGAAAUAAUUGCCGGUAUUAACCAAGUUAGCACGAAUUACCUAUUGGAUGAUGUUGAAUGUACAGGCGAAGAACACCACAUACGUGAUUGUAAAAGAUCAAAUUGGUCCAUUCAUAACUGCAGACCAGAACACAAAGAAUUUGCAAGUGUCACGUGUAUACCUCUGAAAAAUGAGCGACCACCAGUACCAGUUCCCACCAUGAAGUGUACAAAUGGGACCUUCAACGUUCAAUUUAGUCGAUACCAAGAUAGAUUCCUUCUAACUGAACAUUUAUCAGUCAAAAAUAAUAGCAGAUUGUGUACUUUGACAAAAGCUAUUAAUUCUUCUACUGUGUCUAUUAUCAUACCUUUUACUGAGGAAUGUGGAUCUCAUGCAUCGGGAAAUGCAACUCACAUUUUUUAUACCAACCAAGUAGGUUAUAAAUACACAAUGGUACAACUUCAUGUAAUACGCGACAAUACUUAUUGGAUCGAUGUGACCUGUAUAUUUGCUCGUAACCUAGAAGUAUCAAAAGGAUUUACACCAAUCACUGACGCAUUUACAAAGACGGCUCUUGGGAGAUUUUUCAUAUCAAUGUCAUUUUACCGUCAACAGGGUCCGUGCAAUGACACAUGUUUUAUAGAAUUACUGGAUCCGGUCAGAUUAUAUGUCGGCGAAUGGUUAAAUGUUGCUGUAUCACUUACAUCUUUUGUACAAGAUGACCUGAAGCUUAUAGUUCCAAUGUGCAGAGCUACACCAACUAACAAUCGCUACGAUGCCAUUUCUGCAAGUUUAUUUAGCAAUAAGUACGUUUUAAAACAGAUAAUAUCAUCACUGCAAUCAUAUCUAGUAAUAGUAAAUUAUGCAAGUAUGGUCUCUAAAAGUUAUUUAGCGGAAAGCUAG
Molecule: messenger RNA, 1603 nt
Organism: Mytilus trossulus (common blue mussel)
Lineage: Eukaryota; Metazoa; Mollusca; Bivalvia; Mytilida; Mytilidae
Product: deleted in malignant brain tumors 1 protein-like
Exons: 7
Coding region: 74-1603 (509 amino acids)
Cellular component (GO): membrane
Source: RefSeq, a predicted model, not a curated record